Molecule: messenger RNA, 519 nt
Organism: Talaromyces marneffei
Lineage: Eukaryota; Fungi; Ascomycota; Eurotiomycetes; Eurotiales; Trichocomaceae
Exons: 3
Coding region: 1-519 (172 amino acids)
Source: RefSeq, a predicted model, not a curated record
AUGGCUGCCAAAGACAAAGGCGAAACAGCUCUAAACAUGACUCCUGCCGAACUCAAAUUAAUCGCCUUGGGAACCCGUUUCUCUGAGGGGGGAAAGAUCAACUAUGAGCAAGUGGCGAAAUACGGGGGUUAUACCAAGGGUUCCGCGCAGGUCAUGUAUCGCAAGGCGCUUCGCAAGCUCACCGACGCCUUCCCCAUUGAAGAAGACCGUACUUCUGCUUUUGACAACGCCGCAAAUGACCCUGCCACCCCAUCAGCCAAGGCGAAAACUCCAAACACCCCUAAAAGCCGUACCAGCGGCAGAAAGCGCAAGGAUGUUGUCACCCCUCAGACCCCAUUGACUCCUGGCAAUGACAUUGUCUACGAAAUCGGAGAUAUCGAACUGGAUACCCCUACCAAAAAGCCCAAAAAGGCCACCGGCAAGCAGGCUACAUCCCCCCUCCUUACCUCGAAAACCGACUAUAAUGACGCUUUCUUGAAGGAUGAGCCUUUGUUUGAGCCUGUUUUCAAGAUGGAGUAA